Emiliania huxleyi CCMP1516 is the source of this 804-nucleotide messenger RNA. RefSeq lists its product as hypothetical. Gene Ontology annotation, molecular function: protein-folding chaperone binding. Gene Ontology annotation, cellular component: cytosol. The record is from RefSeq and is a predicted model, not a curated record. NCBI's taxonomy places the organism in Eukaryota, Haptophyta, Isochrysidales, Noelaerhabdaceae. Bases 1 to 804 code for a protein of 267 amino acids. The transcript has 4 exons.
AUGCCGCCCAGGAGACGAUCUCCUCCGGCGGUGUUGGCGCUCCGCGUGGUGCUGGUGGGGCUGGCGGAGCUGAAGCGUGCGUACAAGCGCAAGUCGCUCGCGGCCCACCCCGACCGCGGCGGCUCGGAGGAGACCUUCAAGGAGCUGAACGAGGCGUACCAGGUGCUGUCCGACCCGCAGAAGCGGGAGCUGUUCCGGCGGCAGCAGAUGCGGGUGGUGCAGGUGGAGCUGUCGCUCGAGGAGCUCUACUCGGGCGCGACAAAGACGUACGCCUUCUCCGACCCGCGCACCGGCGAGCGCCGCGAGGUUCGCGUGCGCAUCGAGCCGGGGAUGGAGCCGGGCACGCGCCUGCCGGUGCCGGGCACAAACAUGGUCUUCCAGCUGGCGGAGCGGAGGCACGCGCGGUUCGAGCGGCACGGCGACAACCUGCACAUGCCCCUCUCCCUCUCCCUCUACGAGGCGCUCACCGGCUUCCAACGGCCGAUCAAGCACCUCGACGGCAGGCGGCUCUGGGUCUCGGCGGAGCGGGAGGCGACGCGGCCCGGCGUGGUGCGGAGGCUGCGCGGCGCGGGCAUGCCGCGGUUCCAGGCCGCAGGCAAGGGCGACCUGCUCGUCCACUUUGACGUCCGUUUCCCCUCCUCGCCGCUGCGCGGCAGCGCCGCCGCGACGCUCAAGACGCUGCUCAAGGGCUCCGCGGGAACCGCGUCGCCCGUGCCCCCCGCGGGCGAGAGGACGCACGCGCUCGAGCUGCUGGCGACACGCGAGGAGGAGCGGCAGGGUGGCGGCGGCGACGACUUUUUCUGA